Molecule: messenger RNA, 1113 nt
Organism: Ochotona princeps (American pika)
Lineage: Eukaryota; Metazoa; Chordata; Mammalia; Lagomorpha; Ochotonidae
Product: caspase-6-like
Exons: 7
Coding region: 104-961 (285 amino acids)
Biological process (GO): proteolysis; apoptotic process
Cellular component (GO): cytoplasm
Source: RefSeq, a predicted model, not a curated record
CGCACCACGUGAGCGCAGAGAGGACACCAGGGACUCUGGCCCUGCGCCCCAACCUCAAGGGGCACAUGGCUCCCCGGCCAUUGCUGGACCAGAUCCAGAUGCCAUGGCUCUUGGAGAUGGGAAGCAAAACAUGAUGGAAACAGAAGCCUCCUAUCGAAGGGACACAUUUGACCCAGAAGAGGAGUACAAAAUGGACCACAGGAGGAGAGGGAUCGCCUUGAUCUUCAAUCACAACGAGUUCUCUGAGGAGUUAAAGCUGGAAAAGAGACGGGGCACCAAUGCAGACAAGGAGGGGCUCACCCGCAGGUUGAAAGGGCUAGGCUUCGAAGUGAAGUGCUUUGACAACCUUAAAGCAGAAGAACUACUGCUCAAAAUUCAUGAGGCGUCCACCUGCAGCCACGCAGAUGCCGAUUGCUUCAUGUGUGUCUUCCUGAGCCAUGGCAAAGACAAUGAUAUUUAUGCCAGUGAUGCCAAAAUUGAAAUCCAGACAUUAACUGCCUUGUUCAAAGGAGACAAAUGUCCAACCCUGGUUGGAAAACCCAAGAUAUUCAUCAUUCAGGCCUGUCGGGGAGUUGAAUAUGAUGAGCCUGUCCUCCCACUGGAUGCAGUGGAUAGUGAGACAGGAGGGCAGGACAGCAACAUGAUGGAGGUGGACGCGGCCUCGGUCUACACCUUGCCUGCUGGAGCUGACUUCCUCAUGUGCUACUCUGUGGCCGAAGGAUAUUUUUCCUUCCGGGAUCCUAACAAUGGCUCAUGGUACAUUCAGGAUUUGUGUGAAAUGUUGGGAAAAUACGGCUCCUCCUUGGAGUUCACAGAACUCCUCACGCUGGUGAACAGGAAAGUCUCACAGCGCCGGGUGAACAUCUCCAGAAACCGAAAUGCCAUCGGGAAGAAGCAGAUCCCCUGCUUUGCAUCGAUGCUAACUAAGAAGCUGCACUUCUAUCCCAAAGCAAGCAACUAGGGGCUGAUUUAGUCAUGAUGUGUGUCCAAAAUGAUUCCCAUUCUGCACCAGCAAUUGAGAUUUUUAAGAUUUAGUAUUCAACAAAAAACUUCACUUGUGUUUAGCUCAGGGUGGAUAUGGAUUUAAGAAUUUGAUAUGUAUGGAAACAAAAA